AUGGGCAUCGCCAUAUACAAGAUCGGAUCCCCCACCUGCAAUAUGCACCACAUCCGCAACCCCAACGACACAGACUUCAUCUAUGAUCCGCGCACCCAACCCCUAGAAGACGGCCCCGUCCUCCGCGGCCGCUGCGGACUCACCACAUUCACAACGGCCGAACAAAAGGGCCGAGCCGAACACCUACUCUCAGCCUUCGGCCGCGAUGAAACCAACAUCCCCGAGUUCGGGGGGGAGGCUGAUGCGAGGUUUAUGGAUAAGGGGGAUGCGCGACCUGUGGGGAGGUUGGUGCAGAAUUCGGCGUUGAGAGAGACGAUGGUGGCGCUUGAGGGGAACUUUUUUAGUGCUUCUAUAAUGGGAAGUUGA
Aspergillus alliaceus is the source of this 366-nucleotide messenger RNA. RefSeq lists its product as uncharacterized. NCBI's taxonomy places the organism in Eukaryota, Fungi, Ascomycota, Eurotiomycetes, Eurotiales, Aspergillaceae. Bases 1 to 366 code for a protein of 121 amino acids. The transcript has 2 exons. The record is from RefSeq and is a predicted model, not a curated record.